Messenger RNA from Penicilliopsis zonata CBS 506.65, 3236 nucleotides. RefSeq lists its product as hypothetical. Gene Ontology annotation, molecular function: structural molecule activity. Bases 75 to 2945 code for a protein of 956 amino acids. NCBI's taxonomy places the organism in Eukaryota, Fungi, Ascomycota, Eurotiomycetes, Eurotiales, Aspergillaceae. The transcript has 5 exons. Gene Ontology annotation, cellular component: COPI vesicle coat; cytoplasm. Gene Ontology annotation, biological process: endoplasmic reticulum to Golgi vesicle-mediated transport; intracellular protein transport; intra-Golgi vesicle-mediated transport. The record is from RefSeq and is a predicted model, not a curated record.
CCUCCCUCCUUAUUCCUCCCCCCCCCCCCCCUCUCUCUCUCAACCAGCCGUUUCCUCAAUAACCGCUCUUCGCCAUGGCGUCGUUUCUCGAGAAUACGUACAGUCUCGUCCAUAUGGACAACACGGCCGACCAGCCUACUAUCCAGGAGCUCAAAACGCAACUAGAGAAAGGCACUGAUGACACCAAGUUGGAAACAAUGAGGCGGAUCAUUACGAUCAUGCUCAACGGGGACCCGAUGCCUCAGCUGUUGAUGCACAUCAUUCGCUUUGUCAUGCCGUCCAGAAGCAAGUCGUUGAAGAAGCUGCUCUAUUUCUACUACGAGAUCUGCCCCAAAUUGGAUGCAAAUGGCAAGCUCAAGCAAGAGAUGAUCCUGGUGUGCAACGGGAUCCGGAAUGACCUGCAGCACCCCAAUGAGUAUAUUCGCGGCAAUACCCUGCGGUAUCUGUGCAAGCUCCGCGAGCCAGAACUCAUCGAGCCCCUCCUCUCGUCGGCCCGCUCGUGUCUCGACCACCGCCACGCGUAUGUCCGGAAGAACGCCGUUUGGGCAGUCGCAUCGAUCUUCCAGCACUCAGAGUCUCUGAUUCCAGACGCACCGGAGCUCAUCCAGACCUUCCUCGGCUCGGAAACUGACAGCACCUGCAAGCGCAAUGCGUUCGCCGCCCUGAUGUCCAUCAGCCACCAGGGAGCCCUGGAGUAUCUGGCUUCGACCUUCGACAGCAUCCCCAACACCGAUGAGCUUCUGCAAUUGGCAGAGCUUGAGUUCAUCAGAAAGGAUGCGGUCCAGAACGCCCAGAACAAGGCGCGAUACCUUCGCCUGAUCUUUGAUCUCCUCGAUGCAUCCACCAGCACCGUCAUCUACGAGGCCGCUACCUCCCUUACCGCUCUGACGAGUAACCCCGUUGCCGUCAAAGCCGCCGCAGGCAAAUUGAUCGAACUGUGCAUCCGGGAGGCAGACAACAACGUGAAACUGAUCGUUUUGGACCGCGUUGACCAACUCCGGACCCGGAACGAGGGCGUGCUAGACGAUCUGAUGAUGGAAAUUUUGCGUGUUCUCUCCAGCCCCGAUAUCGAUGUCCGCCGCAAAGCCCUCAGCAUUGCCUUGGAAAUGGUCUCCAGCAAGAAUGUUGAGGAGAUUGUCAUGCUUCUGAAGAAGGAACUUGCCAAGACCGUCGAUGAACAAUAUGAGCAGAACAGCGAGUAUCGCCAACUUCUCAUCCAGUCGAUCCACAGCUGCGCCAUCAAGUUCUCGGAAAUCGCUGCCAGCGUUGUCGAUCUGCUGAUGGAGUUCAUUGCAGACUUCAACAACAACUCCGCGGUCGAUGUCAUCUCCUUCGUGAAGGAGGUUGUAGAGAAAUUCCCCGCCCUCCGGCCAUCCAUCGUCGAUCGGUUGGUCUCUACUUUGAAUGAGGUCCGUGCUGGCAAGGUGUAUCGUGGUGUACUUUGGGUGGUCGGCGAGUAUUCGCUAGAGGAGAAUGACAUCCGCGAGGCCUGGAAACGGAUCAGAGCCAGCCUCGGCGAAAUCCCUAUUCUCGCAUCCGAGCAACGCUUGUUGGAUGAAGUGCCCGAGGACAGCGCCGCGCUCAAGGAACAAACCAACGGUCACGCCAAACCAGCCGCUCCGACGGGCUCCAGAAAGGUUCUGGCCGACGGUACUUAUGCCACUGAGAGCGCUUUGACCAGCCAGUCGGCCGCCGCUGCAAGACUGGAAGCCGUCAAGUCCGCCCAGAAGCCUCCCCUGCGUCAGCUCAUCCUGGACGGGGACUACUAUCUUGCCACGGUUCUCUCUUCGACCCUGACCAAGUUGGUGAUGCGCCACUCCGAGGUCUCCCAGGACGCCGCUCGCACCAAUGCCCUCCGUGCAGAGGCUAUGCUGAUCAUGAUCUCGAUCAUCCGCGUUGGCCAGUCUCAGUUUGUCAAGGCUCCUAUCGACGAGGAUUCGGUUGACCGCAUCAUGUGCUGCGUGCGCUCUCUGUCCGAGUUCUCCGAGAAGAAGGAACUUGAGACUACUUUCCUCGAGGACACCCGCAAGGCAUUCCGUGCUAUGGUUCUGGUCGAGGAUAAGAAACGCGCGGCCAAGGAAGCCGUGGAGAAGGCCAAGAGCGCUGUCCAGGUCGACGAUGCGAUCCCCAUCCGGCAGUUCACCAAGAAGAACGCUGUCGAGGGCGCGGAGGAGAUCGAGCUUGACCUUGCCAAGGCCACCGCCGGAGAUUCCACGGUGGAAACCGUCUCCUCCAAGCUGAGCCGUGUUGUCCAGCUCACCGGCUUCUCGGACCCUGUCUACGCGGAGGCGUACGUGACUGUGCACCAAUUUGAUAUUGUGCUGGACGUUCUUCUGGUCAACCAGACGACGGAAACGCUGCAGAACCUGUCUGUUGAAUUCGCCACUCUGGGAGACCUCAAGGUGGUUGAACGGCCCUCGACACACAAUCUGGGGCCGCGCGAUUUCUUGAACGUGCAGGCUACGAUCAAGGUUUCGUCGACGGACACCGGGGUGAUCUUUGGCAACAUUGUCUACGAUGGGCCCAGUUCGACGGAGUCUCAUGUUGUCAUUCUCAAUGACAUCCAUGCCGACAUCAUGGACUACAUCCAACCAGCGAACUGCACCGAGACCCAGUUCCGCACCAUGUGGACCGAGUUUGAGUGGGAGAACAAGGUCAACAUCAACUCCAAGGCCAAGACUCUGCGAGAAUUCCUCAAGCAACUCAUGGAGAGCACCAACAUGGCCUGCUUGACCCCGGAGGCCUCGCUCAAGGGCGACUGCCGGUUCCUCAGUGCGAACCUCUACGCUCGGAGUGUUUUCGGCGAGGAUGCUCUUGCGAAUUUGAGCAUCGAGAAGGAAGGCGAUGACGGACCGAUCACUGGAUUUGUUCGGAUAAGAAGCCGCUCUCAAGGCCUCGCCUUGAGCUUGGGCUCGCUCAAGGGCCUCAAGGCUUCGGCUGCGUAAAUCUGCUAAUUCCGUCAGCGUUGAUACUCAAUUGUUACCCAUUCCAAGUCAUCUAUCUAUGUUCUUUUUUUUCUCUUGAAUUCGAUUUUCACUGGUGAAUGAUCUUGCUCUCUCGCGAUGUCCUAGAGGAGAAAAGAAGUCUUCUUCCGUUUCUUUUCUUUCUUUUCUUCUCUUCUCUUUCCCCCCUCCCUUUCUCCUUCAAUGACUUUCCCCCCUUUUCUCGCAUGUAAUCAUUGUAGGUUUUGGGUGGUGGUGGUUUACCAAAAAGAAUAGAUGAGAUACUCCACCCGG